AGGAGGAGGGAUGGCACUUUAAAUAUGGAAAAAGACACGCUGCGCGCACAGUCUCUUUCCACGCGCUCCCAGCUGGACACAAAACGAGCCCCCUUCUGCAAGAUGUUAGCGAGCUGAGCAAGUCCAGCACUCGUCCUCACGAGGAUCGUGUCUCGCAUGUCACAGCUGAUUUGCGGAGUCGAAGGAACCCUUCCAGCGAGACAGCUCCGAGCUCCCGGACUUCUCUCUUACGUUGAUCCACGGGGAAAGCGCGACGGCCAGAGUGGGUGAAGCUUUCCAACCAUCGAACCACAAGAGGGACUUGAAGUGAGCAGAAGGACCGCUGGACGCCAGGCCGACCAUCGGUGUAGGCGACGUUUGUCAGGCACCAUGAGCUCCGAGAAGAGCAAAAUGGAGGAUGAAGCCGUGCUGGACAGAGGGGCGUCCUUUGUCAAACAUGUCUGCGAUGAAGAGGAAGUAGAAGGUCACCACACUGUGUACAUUGGUGUCCAUGUUCCCAAAAGCUACCACCGGAGGAGACGCCAUAGACGCAAGUCUAGCCACAAGGAGAAGCGGGAACGAGCCGAACAGAGCACGGAAGGAUACAAGUCCGAUGGGGAGAACCCAGAUGAAUCCACUGCAAACAUCCUUAAACCACUUAUUUCUCCAGCUGAGAGGAUCAGGUUUAUCCUGGGGGAGGAGGAUGACGGCCCCCCACCACCUCAGCUCUUCACUGAGCUGGACGAGCUACUGUCUGUGGACGGGCAGGAGAUGGAGUGGAAGGAGACAGCCAGAUGGAUCAAGUUUGAGGAGAAGGUGGAGAAGGGCGGCGAGCGCUGGAGCAAGCCUCACGUGGCCACGCUGUCCUUACACAGCUUGAUGGAACUCAAAAAGUGCAUCGAGAGGGGCACAAUUAUGCUGGACCUGGAGGCCUCCACGCUGCCACAGGUUGUCGAGAUGAUCACCGACAGCCAGAUUGAGACCGGCCAGUUGAAGGCGGACCUGAAGGAGAAGGUCAUGUACACGCUGCUACGGAAACAUCGCCACCAGACCAAGAAGUCCAACUUGCGCUCCCUUGCAGACAUUGGCAAGAGUGUUUCCAGUGCAAGUAGGCUGUUUUCCAACCAGGAGAACGGUAGCCCAACUACUGCCCAUCGAAACCUCACUUCCAACAGCCUGAGUGACUUCUCUGACAAACCAGAGAAGGAUCAGCUGAAGAACAAGUUCAUGAAAAAAUUGCCCCGUGAUGCCGAGGCAUCAAACGUGCUGGUUGGAGAGGUAGAUUUCCUGGAAACUCCUUUUGUGGCUUUUGUUCGUCUGCAGCAGGCUGUCAUGCUGGGGGCUCUAACUGAGGUCCCUGUGCCCACAAGAUUUCUCUUUGUGCUGCUGGGUCCCAAAGGUAAAGCAAAGUCCUAUCAUGAGAUUGGAAGAGCCAUUGCCACCCUGAUGUCAGAUGAGGUAUUCCAUGAUAUCGCUUACAAAGCGAAGGACAGGCAGGACCUGCUGGCUGGUAUCGAGGAGUUCCUGGAUGAGGUCAUCGUCCUGCCACCUGGCGAGUGGGACCCUGACAUCAGGAUAGAGCCCCCCAAGUCUCUGCCUUCCUCGGACAAGAGGAAAAACAUGUAUGCCGGAUUAGAGGCACCUCAGAUGAAUGGCGACACUCCCCAUGAUGCGGGACAUGGAGGGGGAGGAGGUCACCAGGUUGGAGAGGAGCUUCAGCGUACAAGGAAGUUCUGUGGAGGUCUUAUCCUGGAUAUCAAGCGAAAGCUGCCAUUUUUUGGCAGUGACUUCUGUGAUGCACUGCAUAUCCAGUCUCUGUCUGCCAUCCUGUUCAUCUAUCUGGGCACAGUCACCAAUGCGAUCACAUUUGGAGGCUUACUUGGAGAUGCUACAGACAACAUGCAGGGGGUGUUGGAAAGUUUCCUGGGUACAGCGCUGACAGGAGCAGUGUUCUGUCUGCUGGCUGGUCAGCCCCUGACUAUUCUCAGCAGCACGGGCCCGGUGCUCGUCUUCGAAAGACUCCUCUUCAACUUCAGCAAAGACAACGGCUUCGACUACCUUGAGUUCCGGCUGUGGAUUGGCCUGUGGUCGGGUAUAUUCUGUCUGGUGCUGGUCGCCACGGACGCAAGCUUCCUGGUGCAGUACUUCACGCGCUUCACCGAGGAAGGCUUCUCUGCGCUCAUCAGCUUCAUCUUCAUCUACGACGCUUUCAAAAAGAUGAUAAAGCUGGCCCACCACAACCCGAUCAACACCGAAUACGAUCCCAACCUCGUCACUCACUACGACUGCCGGUGCACGCCUGGCAACUCAUCAGAACUUGUUGAUGUCACUGCCUGGACAAACAGUACUGAUCUGCCAAUGAAUGCCACCUGGGCGUCCCUGAACAGGCAGCAGUGUCUGAAGUUUGGAGGGCGGCUGGUCGGAGAUGCCUGUGGCUACGUGCCUGACAUCACCCUGAUGUCCUUCAUCCUGUUCUUUGGGACCUACACCUGCUCCAUGGGUCUGAAGAAGUUCAAGACGAGCCGCUUCUUCCCCACCACGGUGAGGAAGCUCAUCAGUGACUUUGCGAUCAUCUUGACCAUUCUUCUCUUCUGCGGCGUGGACGCCUUUGUCGGUGUGGACACUCCAAAGCUCAUAGUGCCAAGUGAAUUCAAGCCCACGAGUCCACUGAGGGGCUGGUUUAUUCCUCCUUUUGGAGGGAACCCUUGGUGGGUGUACCUGGCAGCCGCCCUCCCCGCUCUGCUGGUCACCAUUCUGAUAUUUAUGGAUCAGCAGAUCACUGCUGUGAUCGUCAACAGGAAAGAGCACAAACUCAAGAAAGGGGCAGGGUAUCACUUGGACCUGUUCUGGGUGGCCAUCCUGAUGAUGCUCUGCUCUUUCAUGGGCCUGCCGUGGUAUGUGGCUGCCACUGUCAUCUCCAUCGCCCACAUUGACUCCCUGAAAAUGGAGACCCAGACGUCUGCCCCCGGGGAGCAGCCUAAAUUCCUGGGCGUCAGAGUAUUGUUGGCUUAUGACUGUGCCAAGCAGUUAAUUGCAUUAAUUUUGGAUUCCCAGUUUAUUCCCAUGCCCGUUCUCUAUGGUGUGUUCCUCUACAUGGGCGUGGCAUCACUCAAUGGCGUCCAGUUCAUGGACCGCCUGCAGCUGCUCCUGAUGCCAGCCAAGCACCAGCCGGACCUGAUCUACCUGCGACACGUCCCCCAGAGACGCAUCCACCUCUUCACCUUCAUCCAGGGCCUGUGUCUGGCCCUCCUCUGGAUCCUCAAGUCGACCGUGGCUGCCAUCGUCUUCCCUGUCAUGAUCUUGGCACUGGUUGUGGUGCGCAAGGCCAUGGACUACGUGUUCUCCCAGCACGACCUCAGCUACCUGGACGACGUCAUUCCAGAGAAAGACAAGAAGAAGAAAGAGGACGAGAAGAAAAAGAAAAGCAAGAAGAAGGGAAGCAUCGACAGUGAAAUUGAAUUUUCUGACUACCCCUACCAUGAAAAUGUCCCCAGUAUAAAAAUCUCUAUGGAAAUGAUGGAACAGGAGCCCAUGCUGGGGAAUAAAUCUUUGGAUAGAGAUCAAUCCCAGACUUUCCUUAACCCGCAUUCGCCGUUUCGUAAGACGUCACGUUUAUGUUACGCAAUAUCUCCUCCUCCCUCCAGUCUUGACAGAGAGUCAUACACAAAAGGCUUGCCUCAGAUUCGAAUAGGCCGGGACUCUGAGGAUAAUGGUUUCUUCUGGAAGAAGGGCUCUGAAACCGAUCUGUGAAUGAAUCCUCCAAAGAUACAACAUAACAAACAUAACCACCCUCUUUUCUACUAUAGAACCGCUUCAUAACGGUAUUUUUAGUAUUAUCCCUCGUUAGGAUUUCAAUCCGAGCGGCUGGAAGUAUUUGUCUUAAAUUUGAAACACUUUGCUGGUACUGAAUUUUAAUGAUCUUCAUCUGCGGGUUUUCCUGCAGAAAAACAAAAGGGCUACUCAAGGUCGUCUGUAUGAAGUUUUUAUGGGACAUUAAUGUCUUAUUAAUGUGCAUGCUAAUAAUUUAUUAAUCAUACAACUGAAGAUGUACAAUGUAUAAUCAUCCGUGAGGUCCAGGAUACAGUAGGUUAGUAGAAUACAGAUGGCUCCAUACCAUACACACCAGGUUUUAUUCAACUCUGUACAUAUCCAGAGGUGUUCCCCACAGGUUGUUUUUUUUUUUAAUUUUUUUUUUUAUUGUAGAUUUCUCCAGAGAACACCAAACACAGUCAGCCUCUUUUCUGGUAGUACUGUUUUUAUAGUAGUUAUGUUUUUUAAUGUUCCAUGCAAGUUUUAAGUCAUAACUACUGGAUGUUUAAGAUGAAAGCAUACUGGAGGUACUGCAUUUAGAGGCGAGCACAGGGAAUACACACGAGAAAUCUCCUCCUUUUACUUGUAGCUGAACAAAAGGGCUACGAGAGGUCACCUGUGCACAGUCACGAGCGGACAUUCAUUUUGUGCUAUGGGCAUCUUAUAUACAUAUAUUAUUUAUCAAGCAUCCAUCUAAGGCUGCGUAAUCAUAAAACACAUCCAGAAGAUAAUGUAUGAAUACAAAGUUCGUUUCAGUAUGGUAAGAAGUAAAUGGUUCAACACCAUACAGACCAGAACUUCUAUUUUUGUUUCAUAAUCCUCCUUUUUUUUCCCCUCCUUUUUUAUAUAUUUAUUAUAUUUAUAAACUCAGCAAAAUAAUUUUGCUGUCUGAGUCUUGACACUUUACCAUUUAACUUACCCAUUUGUGCAAAUUCUCUCUGUGGUCUCUGUCCACUCAGCUCUCAUUUCCCUGUUUUAGGGAGAUAUAGAUGUAUUGGACCUGUAUGUAGCUCUACCUCUUAUUUUCUGUAGGUGCCAGGCAUUAUGUAUUAAAGCAUCUGUUGUGCAAUUAUUUGUGAUCAAACACCGUUUUUUCUUUUUUCUUCAACUGGCACUGCAUAGGAUCUUUGAAUAUUCACGUUCCUUUGUUGUUCUCUGACACUUCAGAUAUUGUCAUUAAUAAUUAUGUAAGAUUUUGCAGUGUUUUAAAGGGUAAUUCCACCAAAAUUACAUUUUAGGUUUUUCCAUCCUAGAAGCAAAACCUGUUAAACUUUUGUUGAAACUGUCUCUAAAGAUACAGGAAAAAUGAUAAAAAUGAUAAACAUCAAUAAAACAUCAUUUUUUUUGAUGAUCCAUGUUCCGAAGUUGCAGAAGAGUGAUGGCUUGUCCCUUUCUAACGCAUCUGAAUGAAAGUAGUUUAAUGUCCUCACACACUUGACCAUGCACUCAACCCUAAAAGUCUAUUUUGAGUUGAAUUUUCCUUUAAAAUGUGAUCAUAUUUAAAAACUGUCAAUGUGAUACAUCUUUGAGUACAUUUUUAUUUUUAAAUCAUGUAAUCUUUUUUUUUUUU
This is a messenger RNA of Xiphias gladius (swordfish), 5359 nucleotides long. Its product is annotated as electrogenic sodium bicarbonate cotransporter 1-like. Lineage: Eukaryota; Metazoa; Chordata; Actinopteri; Istiophoriformes; Xiphiidae. The transcript is spliced from 26 exons. Gene Ontology annotation, molecular function: monoatomic anion transmembrane transporter activity; sodium:bicarbonate symporter activity; solute:inorganic anion antiporter activity. The record is from RefSeq and is a predicted model, not a curated record. Gene Ontology annotation, cellular component: basolateral plasma membrane; plasma membrane. Bases 370 to 3729 code for a protein of 1119 amino acids. Gene Ontology annotation, biological process: regulation of intracellular pH; transmembrane transport; monoatomic anion transport.